Messenger RNA from Medicago truncatula (barrel medic), 1536 nucleotides. RefSeq names its product protein ENHANCED PSEUDOMONAS SUSCEPTIBILITY 1. The record is from RefSeq and is a predicted model, not a curated record. Lineage: Eukaryota; Viridiplantae; Streptophyta; Magnoliopsida; Fabales; Fabaceae. The transcript has a single exon. The coding region runs from base 69 to 1400 and encodes 443 amino acids.
UAACCUUUCACGACGCAACAAAUCACAUUUCUUAUUUUCAUCAUUCCUCUUAUUCACUCAACAUCAUCAUGGAAGAGAUUCAAUUUAUCUCAACUACUACAAUCAAAGCAACAAAUCAUGGUGAUGAUGACAACUCAAGUGACAAAAUUAUCCAUUUAUCUCCAUGGGAUCUCAAAUUUCUCAAAUUGGCACCAAUCCAAAGAGGUCUUCUUUUCCAUAAACCCAAAACAAACCAAAUUGACCAUCUUAAAAAAACACUUUCCUCCACACUUAACUUUUUUCCACCACUCGCGGGUCGUCUUGUAAUAACACAACACGACGAACCUAACAACGCCUCAUGUUCCAUCGUUUGUAACAACGUUGGUGCAUUGUUUGUCCAUGCCAAAGCAGAAAACACUACCAUUGCCGACAUCCUUCAACCAAAGUAUGUUCCUCCCGUUGUGUCUUCGUUAUUCUUAUUCAACGAAGUGAAAAACUACGAAGGGACAUCACAACCACUACUUGCAGUACAAGUAACAGAGUUAAUCGAUGGUAUCUUCAUUGGUUUUACAAUUAACCAUGUGUGUGUAGACGCGAAGUCAUUUUGGCAUUUCAUCAACUCUUGGGCUGAAAUCGCACAAGGUUUCAAUAAGCCAACAAAAGUUCCUUCUUUCGAACGUUGGUUUCCAAAUAAUGUUAACCGUCCCAUACGGUUUCCUUUCACAAAAGAUGCACAAAAUCAACAAUGUGAUGUUUCGUCUAAUCGAAUCUUCCACUUUACUAAAGAACAAAUUCUGCAACUCAAAUCAAAAGCUAAUGCAGAAAUUAGUAGUGGUAGUAGCAAUAGUAGUGAUAAAAUAAUAACGAUAUCUUCAUUGCAAGCGCUUUUAAGUCACCUUUGGCGUUUAUUUAUAAGUAAACAAAAUCGUAAUUCAGAAGAAAGGUCGGCAUUCGUGUUACCCAUAGAUUGUAGAACAAGAAUGUGCCCAAAGUUAGAAGAGAAUUAUUUUGGGAAUGGAAUCGGAGCAGUUGGAUGUGUAAUAAUGCAAAUAGGGGAGUUAAUGGAAAGUGGGAUUGGUAAAAUUGCUAUGGAAAUGAACAAGGAGAUUUCAUCAAAAUCUCAUCAUGAGAAGAUAAUGAGUGAUAUUGAAUCUUGGUUGAAAACGCCGUCGAUACUAGAGCCAGUUAAAUCAGCAAGUAAUUUGUUGAUAGCAAGCAGUUCACCACGGUUCAAUUACUACGGUAAUGACUUCGGUUGGGGUAAGCCUAUUGCAGUUAGAAAUGGUGUUGGACUUAAAAGAAAUAUUGGUAUAGUUAAUGUGCUUGGUGGGGAAGAAGAAGGUAGUAUUGAUAUUGAAGUUUCUUUUCCUUAUAAUAUUUUGGAGGCUAUAGGAAACGACCCUAUGUCCAUGGAUGCUUGAAACUUACACUUUUUUUUUUAUCAUAAAAAAUGGUUUUGUUUCACAAAAAUGUACUCCCUUCGUCUCAAAUUGUAAGCAAAAUGUACUCAAUUUUUUUUCUGCUUUAUAUGUUCUAUUUGUUUUCAUUCUUCGACUA